AUGGAGGACGAAAUGCCCAAGACCCUAUAUGUAGGGAACCUGUCAAGAGAUGUGACUGAGGCACUAAUCCUCCAGCUGUUCAGCCAGAUUGGACCAUGCAAAAACUGCAAAAUGAUCAUGGAUACAGCUGGAAAUGAUCCAUACUGUUUUGUGGAGUUUUAUGAGCAUCGUCACGCAGCUGCAGCAUUAGCUGCUAUGAAUGGACGGAAGAUAAUGGGUAAGGAGGUCAAAGUGAACUGGGCAACAACCCCCAGCAGCCAGAAGAAAGAUACCAGCAGUAGUACCGUUGUCAGCACACUGCGUUCACAAGACCAUUUCCAUGUCUUUGUUGGAGACCUCAGUCCAGAAAUUACAACUGAAGAUAUAAAAGCAGCUUUUGCACCGUUUGGAAGAAUAUCAGAUGCACGAGUGGUUAAAGAUAUGGCAACAGGGAAAUCUAAAGGAUAUGGCUUUGUUUCCUUCUUCAAUAAAUGGGAUGCAGAAAAUGCUAUUCAGCAGAUGGGUGGACAGUGGCUUGGUGGAAGACAAAUCAGAACUAACUGGGCAACACGAAAACCUCCAGCUCCAAAGAGUACAUAUGAAUCAAACACCAAGCAGCUGUCUUAUGAUGAUGUUGUAAAUCAGUCGAGCCCAAGCAACUGUACUGUAUAUUGUGGUGGUGUUACUUCAGGACUAACAGAACAACUAAUGCGCCAGACCUUUUCUCCAUUUGGGCAGAUAAUGGAAAUUCGAGUCUUCCCAGAUAAAGGGUACUCUUUUAUACGGUUCAAUUCUCAUGAAAGUGCUGCACAUGCAAUUGUUUCUGUCAAUGGAACUACUAUAGAAGGGCAUGUUGUGAAAUGCUAUUGGGGCAAAGAAACACCAGAUAUGAUCAAUCCAAUCCAGCAGGUCAGAGAGCAGAAUCAAAUUGGAUAUCCACAGGCUUAUGGCCAGUGGGGCCAGUGGUAUGGAAAUGCACAGCAAAUUGGUCAGUACAUGCCUAAUGGUUGGCAAGUCCCUGCAUAUGGAAUGUACGGACAGGCAUGGAAUCAGCAGGGAUUUAAUCAGACACAGUCUUCUGCCGCAUGGAUGGGUGCAAAUUACGGAGUUCCACCACCUCAGGGGCAGAAUGGAAGUGUGUUAACUAAUCAAACUGGAUAUCGCAUGGCAGGUUUCGAAACUCAGUGAGAGAAAAGGACUCUGGAACCUAACACCAGUGACUUGAGGCAACAAGGAGUGCUGUAAAGCCUUUGUUUACUUAGAUUUAUCAAGUCAGUGCAAAUGUCCGAUACAGUGUCUUUAUUUAAAGAAAUCAUUUUAAUCAUGAAACUAUUUGUCAUCCACAUUGUUUAAAAAAACAAACAAACGAAAAACUAGAUGCUGGAUGUCUGCCAACUUUUGCCUUCUUUUCCUCCUUUUGAUGUGUGUUUCUUAAGAUCCUUGUUUGAAACACAACAAAUGCAGGGAUUACUGCCACUGUUAAAUUGGGGCAGAAAAUUGCACAAAGUCAAACUUUUUUUUUUCUUCUGAAGUAGUGUGCAGUUUUAGUUUGCAUUCCUAAUGGUUUAAAAUGUAUUAUAAACAGUUGUACAAAAAAGCCAAAACUGUGUGAAUUCUGAAGGUUCUUUACAAUCUUCAGCCUGUGCACAAAUUAGUUUUAAAAAUAGCCUAUUGUAUAAAGUGUCCAUCUCUCCACUUUUGUUUAUACCAGGGUUUUCAAAUAUAAAUUAUUUUACAUCAUUUUGUAUCUAGACAUUUUUCAAACAGUUGUCUUUGCCUUAUGUCAUGAGGAAAAUGUGAUGCUCAGCAUAAAAUUAUGUGCACAACUCUCAGAUGGAUCUAACUGAAGUCACAUUGUGUUCUACGUGAGAAGGUGCCUAGAGAAAUCUCUGUUGGAUUUGUUCUAUAGGAUUUUUAUCUUCAGUGAUAAACUUGGAUGUGUACUAGGGAAUAUAAAAUCCUGUUACAAAUACCACAAUGUGACAAAUUCCUAAGAACCAGCUUUUUUCUGUCAAUCUACAUUUACACAUAUCCAUUAUCAUGUAAAAUAUUUUAGCAAACUAAUAUUUUGCACAAAAGUUAGAAAACUUUGUAUGUUUCCUUAUUUAAAGGUAGGAUGCAGAGUCCUUUCACGUGAUUUAUGCGUAACAUUUUUAAGGGUUUUUUUUGGUGUCUUGCAUGUGAAUAUCAAAUAUACACUUUGGUAGUCUUUGAAUACAAAGUCAUCCGCUCUUUUUUUAAAGAAACUGUAAAAGACACAAAGUUGUAUGUAGAAAACAAAUCAGUCUUGCUGUUUACUGAUAGUAAAUUUUACUCAAAUAGAGUAAGUUGACUUGAUUUUAACAUGUACAAUUAGAGCUGUGAAAACUGUAGCAUUGUAUGUGUAAGCAUCAGGCAGGGGGGGGGUAUGUGGAAUGCUCCAAUUUAGCCUGAAGGACCAGCUGGGCAAAGCAUUUUUAAAUGUUCAAAGGCCAAAAAACUUUCUAUCCUACCUCCUUGACCAGCCUUCAAAGAGCAAAAACUUCUUCAUUGUGUAAUGUUAUUUAUUAUCCCUAUUAAGCUUUGGCUUC
Messenger RNA from Emys orbicularis (European pond turtle), 2549 nucleotides. It is a transcript of the gene TIA1, whose product is annotated as TIA1 cytotoxic granule associated RNA binding protein. The record is from RefSeq and is a predicted model, not a curated record. NCBI's taxonomy places the organism in Eukaryota, Metazoa, Chordata, Testudines, Emydidae. The transcript is spliced from 13 exons. Bases 1 to 1167 code for a protein of 388 amino acids. Gene Ontology annotation, molecular function: RNA binding.